ACCAAUUCUCCCAAAACAGUGGGGGCUGGGAGCAUCGUUGAUGUGAUGCCUUGGCUCCAGUAUUUUCCCAACCCAAUAAAAACAAUUUUUGAAAAUUUUAAAGAGCUCAACCAGGAGUUUAGUAAAUUUAUCGUUACUAAGGUUGUCGAGCAUCGACAGACCAUUCAGUCAAGCACAAUCCGGGACAUGACAGAUGCUUUCAUCAUGGCAUUGGACCAUUCUCAGGACAGCUCGCCCGGGGUCUCACCAGGCAAAGAUUAUGUGCCACCCACUAUUGGUGAUAUUUUUGGAGCAAGCCAAGACACACUGUCUACUGCACUCCAAUGGAUCAUUCUGAUACUUGUGAGGUAAAUAGUCUACAUAUUAAUUUGGAAUCAGUUUAAGUGAAAUGAAAGUACUCUUUUUACCAUAGGCUAUAAUAUGUUCUAUUAACAAUGCAUUUGAUAUUUUAGUCAUUAAGCAGACGCUCUUAUCCAGAGCAAUUUACAGUUAGUGCAUUCAUCAAUUCACAAUAGCCUACAUGCUUUAAGUUGAGAAAACCUAUGCGUAAAACAGAAAAAGCAAUUUUGUCUUGGGAAAAUGAUCCUACCUAAUAUACUAGUAUGCCACUAUCUCACAAUCAACAUAAAACAUCGAAAGAGUACUAUGCUCUGCUCUUUCAUUGCUGGCAGACUACUACUGUACCUGCUCUUGUGUUCGGCACGUCAGUAGCAGAACUAGGAUGUUACGUAAUAGUCUUAAAUAGCAGAAGAGCCCAGGCAGGUAUUGGAAGCCUAACAUGAGGGCUCCGCUGUACUGAAAUCUCGCUUGAGAAAAAUAAAGUAAUCUGAACCGUAGAACAUCAUGAUGUGAGUUGCCAGUUUGCGCCGGGAAAAAUAAAACUGUUUAGAUAGUAAUUAAUGAAAUGUUUAUUUUGUCCAGUAUUUGGUACUUACUUGUAGCCUAUAUCAACCUGUUGCCCAUAGUUACCCACCAAAAAUGAUUAAUGUAUUGAGUAUGCCCCCAGUGUUGAAAUAGAGGUUAGCUUCCCAAUAGGAAAUUAUUUAGCCUACAUCUCAAUGAACAAAGAUACCUGUGUUCUGAGUGUUCACUUUAGACCGUUUCCUAUAUAGGUUUCCUCAAAUCCAGCUGCGUCUCCAAGAGGAAGUGGACAAAGUGGUCUACCGGAGCCGUCUGCCCACCAUCGAGGACCAGUCGCAGUUGCCUUACGUGAUGGCCUUUAUCUACGAGGUGAUGCGCUUCACCAGCUUUGUGCCGCUCACCAUUCCCCACAGCACCAUCACCGACACUACCAUCAUGGGCUACACCAUCCUUAAGGACACAGUGAUCUUCAUCAACCAGUGGUCCAGCAACCACGACCCCACCAGGUGGACACACCCGGAGACCUUUGACCCCCUGCGCUUCCUGGACCAGGACAGCUCUUUGAACAAGGACCUGGCCAGCAGCGUGCUCAUCUUCUCCUUGGGAAAGAGGCGGUGCAUCGGAGAGGAGUUGUCCAAGAUGCAGUUGUUCCUAUUUACAGCAUUGCUGGCACACCAGGCCCACUUUAGUCCCGACCCGGACAAGCCGCCGACCAUUGACUACACCUACGGGCUGACCCUGAAGCCCAAUAACUUCUCCAUAGCAGUAAAUCUACGGGACAGCAUGGAAGUCUUGGAGGAGGCUAGCCAAAAGCCCCUCUAUGGGGAGACCCAGGAGGAAACAGGUGACUCCAGAUCAGACUGAGAAUAGAGUUGCUAAAAGCAUUUAAAAAAUGGUAAAUGAAGCUUGAAAGAAAAAAAAACACUGAAGUAGAUUCAUGAACUGCAAUUCAUCCUCAUGUGCCAUCAGGUAUCAGCUACUAUAUAGUUAUAAAUAUAUUUAUGAACUGAACACUCAGGCAAAACACCCUUCAUAUAAAUCUACACUACCGUUCAAAAGUUUGGG
Messenger RNA from Coregonus sp. 'balchen', 1926 nucleotides. The record is from the annotation of a GenBank genome assembly. NCBI's taxonomy places the organism in Eukaryota, Metazoa, Chordata, Actinopteri, Salmoniformes, Salmonidae.